Pyricularia pennisetigena is the source of this 1701-nucleotide messenger RNA. RefSeq lists its product as uncharacterized. Bases 1 to 1701 code for a protein of 566 amino acids. NCBI's taxonomy places the organism in Eukaryota, Fungi, Ascomycota, Sordariomycetes, Magnaporthales, Pyriculariaceae. Gene Ontology annotation, cellular component: chaperonin-containing T-complex. Gene Ontology annotation, molecular function: ATP hydrolysis activity; ATP binding; ATP-dependent protein folding chaperone. Gene Ontology annotation, biological process: protein folding. The record is from RefSeq and is a predicted model, not a curated record. The transcript is spliced from 3 exons.
AUGGCGACCAUGUUUGAGCAGCCGCGCAACGGCACGCUGUUUCUCGGUGGUCAAAAGAUUUCAGGUUCCGACAUUCGUGACCAGAACGUCCUCGCAACACAAGCCAUUGCAAAUGUCGUCAAGAGCUCGUUCGGCCCCAGUGGCUUGGAUAAGAUGAUGGUUGACGAUAUUGGCGAUGUCACGGUUACAAACGACGGAGCUACGAUCCUCAGCCUACUCGACGUCGAGCACCCAGCCGGAAAGAUCCUGGUCGACCUGGCACAACAACAAGACAAGGAGGUCGGAGAUGGCACAACAUCGGUUGUUCUCAUUGCUGCCGAGCUUUUGCGCCGAGGAAACGAGCUGAUGCGUAACCGGAUACAUCCCACAACGAUCAUUACGGGCUACAGGCUGGCGCUGCGCGAGGCUGUCAAGUAUAUGAACGAGAACGUCAGCGUCAAGGUCGAGAAUCUCGGCCGCGAGUCGCUCAUCAAUAUCGCCAAAACGUCCAUGUCUAGCAAAAUCAUUGGUGCCGACUCUGACUUUUUUGCUAACAUGGUUGUCGAUGCCAUGCAAGCCGUCAAAACCACCAACACACGGAACGAGACGAAAUAUCCUGUCAAGGCCGUCAACAUCCUGAAGGCGCACGGUAAGGGCUCGUUGGAGUCCAUUCUGGUCAAGGGCUACGCCCUGAACUGCACAGUCGCUUCCCAGGCCAUGAAGACAUAUAUCAAGGAUGCCAAGAUUGCCGUGUUGGACAUCAACUUUCAGAAGGAGCGCAUGAAGCUCGGUGUUCAGAUCACGGUCGAUGACCCGCAACAGCUGGAGCAGAUUCGCGCGAGGGAGGCGGGCAUGGUUAUUGAGCGAAUCGAAAUGAUCCUCAAGGCUGGCGCCAACGUUGUCCUGACCACCAAGGGCAUCGAUGACUUGUGUCUCAAGUACUUUGUUGAGAAGGGGGCAAUGGCAGUCAGGAGGUGUAAAAAGGAGGAUCUGCGCCGUAUCGCACGAGCGACGGGAGCCACCCUGCUGGGAACAUUGUCGGACCUCAACGGCGACGAGCGCUUUGACCCGUCGUACCUUGGAUAUGCAGAAGAGGUGGUGCAGGAGCGCAUAUCGGACGAUGAGUGCAUCCUGAUCAAAGGCACCAAGGCGCAUUCAUCCGCGUCCAUUAUCCUCCGUGGCCCGAACGACUUUCAACUAGACGAGAUGGAGCGUUCCGUUCACGACUCCUUGUGCGCUGUCAAGCGUACUUUGGAGAGCGGUAGCAUCGUGCCAGGUGGUGGUGCUGUCGAGACGGCCCUGCACAUCUACUUGGAGGAGUUCGCCGGCACUGUGGGCUCGCGGGAGCAGCUAGCAAUCGGAGAAUUUGCACAAUCGCUGCUUGUCAUUCCCAAGACACUCGCUGUCAACGCAGCUAAAGAUGCAUCAGAUCUAGUGGCGCAGCUGCGAGCGCGCCACGCACUCUCACAACGCACGCAGGACGGAGAGGGCAACGAGGACGAAAAGAUAGUGGCUCGCAAGAAGGGCUACCGCAACUAUGGUCUGGACUUGGCCCGCGGCAAGCUCGUUGAUCAGAUUAAGGUCGGAGUGCUGGAACCCAGCGUCAGCAAAGUACGCCAACUCAAGAGUGCUGUUGAGGCCUGCAUCAGCAUAAUGCGCAUCGAUACUCUUAUCAAGCUGGACCCUGAGCAACAGGCGGAGGACGACGGACACGGGCACUAG